Messenger RNA from Penicillium brevicompactum, 3405 nucleotides. It is a transcript of the gene ireA, whose product is annotated as bifunctional endoribonuclease/protein kinase IRE1. Bases 1 to 3405 code for a protein of 1134 amino acids. The transcript has a single exon. Gene Ontology annotation, biological process: intrinsic apoptotic signaling pathway in response to endoplasmic reticulum stress; mRNA processing; protein phosphorylation. The record is from RefSeq and is a predicted model, not a curated record. NCBI's taxonomy places the organism in Eukaryota, Fungi, Ascomycota, Eurotiomycetes, Eurotiales, Aspergillaceae. Gene Ontology annotation, cellular component: IRE1-TRAF2-ASK1 complex. Gene Ontology annotation, molecular function: RNA endonuclease activity; protein serine/threonine kinase activity; ATP binding.
AUGCGGUGGCGGCUGCCAGGCGCCCGUUCGACUCUCCCCGCCAGUGUCGCCCUCCUCCUCCUCCCGUCCCUGGUCGCUCCGCAGCAGCAGCCAGAUGAUGCCUCCCGACUCUCGGUGCCCCUAGCACCCGAGUCCAUCCACAAUGCAGCCCAUGUGGCUACACCACCCAUCGUGAAACCCAACGAUGCGAGCGCCCUUGCUACUCUGGCUCUGGCAGGCUCCGGCCGUGCCGUUCGAGCCCCUCCUGUCCAGGCCAGCACCAGUGCCGGUCUGGCUUCGCAGCUUCACGCGCGGUCCCUACAGGACUGGGAGGUUGAGGAUUUUGUCCUGCUGGCGACCGUCGACGGAACCAUUCACGCCCGUGAUCGCAAGACCGGCACCGCUCGCUGGGCCCUCGAGGUCCCCAGCAGCCCUGUCGUGGAAAGCAUCUACCACCGAGCGAAUCGUUCCAGCUUUGACGACACCGAGCCCGAAGACGACUUCUUGUGGAUCGUCGAGCCAAGCCAGGAUGGCAGUCUUUACAUCUACAGCCCCGGUCCGGAUUCCGGCUUGCAGAAACUCGGUUUGACCGUCAAGCAGCUCGUCGACGAGACCCCUUACUCUGGAAUUGACCCCGCCGUGACCUACACCGCGAGAAAAGAAACGACUCUGUACACCAUCGACGCCCGCACGGGAAGCAUUCUGCGGGUUUUCAGCUCGCGUGGGCCGAUCACCACAGGUCCGGAAUGUCGGAAGGUGGACGGGGAGGAUUUGGAUCCUGAACAAUGCGAGACCACCUCGGGAACUUUGGUACUUGGUCGGGUCGAAUACGCCGUCGCCAUUCAGAACACCGAGACUGGAGAUCCGAUCUGCACAUUGAAAUACGCCGAGUGGGCACCGAACAACCGCGACAUCGAUCUCCAGAGCCAAUACUACCGAACCAUGGACCAGAGCCACAUCUACAGUAUGCAUGAUGGAGUCGUACUGGGCUUUGAUCACUCCCGCAUGGACCGACCUCGUUACACCCAGCGCUUCGCAUCUCCCGUUGCCCGAGUCUUCGAUGUCGUUCGCCCUACCGAUAAGGAUGCGCCUCAUACCUCAACCCCACUGGUGCUAUUAUCUCAGCCUCUUCAGCCACCCGAUCCAGACUACGGGUCUCUUGGCGACGAACGAGACAAGCGUGUGUACAUUGAUUGCACCGAGGCAGGCGGCUGGUACGCAUUUUCAGAAGAAACAUACCCACUUACAACAGGUCGUGCUCCAAUGGCUCAAUGCUACGAAAAGGAUUUCCUGCGCCGUGGCCAGGCUUUGAUGAGUCUGACUCCCGUUCAGCAGCGCAACGCUCUUGCAGGUGUGCAUUCUCUUACUCGUCCUCGCCUCGUGCGUCCUCCUAUCGCUAGGAUCGCUGGUUCGUCGACUUCUGAGCUCUCCAACGAUACACCCCGAGACCUUCUCCGCAGUCCUUCCGAACUGGCUUUGCCUCCAGCACUGCGAAACAGCGCCAUCAUCCGCAAGAGUUGGGACAACGCCUUGGAUAUCGUCGUGACUUUGAUUCUGCUGUUCAUCUGCACUUUCAUCUACUUCAACUCGCACCACCUCCGCGACUUGGCGAAGCAGAAGCUCGACAUCAAGAACAUCAUCAACUCCAAUGACAAGUCAUCACUGUCCACCCCCUCUACCCCUGUCAUUGGAAGUGCACCAGACAUCAAACGCUCAACAUCAGACCAGCAAGUUCCGAAUGUCACAGUGGAUGUCGAUUUGAACGAAUCCAUCGCAGACAACGAGUCGACCCCUCGCCCCUCCCGUGAGCAAACUUUAGCACCGGGCUCUACUCCCCGGGUGCAGAUUCGCGAGCCAUCUCGUGGUCCCGAUGACGAGGACGGCGAUGAACUCGACAAGCCCAAGAAAAAGCCACGCGCUCGUGGAUCGCGAGGUGGCAAGUCUCACCGUCGUCGCAAGAAGCCCGGCAGCGAAGGCGAUAGCCCGGAUGCGGAACAAGUCAUUGAGCAGGUCAAAAACAUGGCACCCCAGCCUCGACUCGAGCCCGAUGUUCAGAUGAUGCGCACAGUCUCCAACGAAAUCCAGGAACUGGAUGGUGUCGUUCGCAUCGGUCGGCUUCAGGUUUUCACCAAUAUCGUUCUCGGACACGGCAGCCACGGCACCGUUGUUUACCAAGGAUCCUUCGACGGCAGAGACGUGGCGGUCAAGCGCAUGCUCAUGGAGUUUUACGACAUCGCGUCCCAUGAAGUUGGUCUAUUGCAAGAAAGCGAUGACCACCACAAUGUCAUCCGGUACUUCUGCCGCGAGCAAGCCACCGGCUUCUUGUACAUCGGUCUUGAGCUGUGCCCUGCCUCUUUGCAAGAUGUGAUCGAGCGUCCACUGAGUUAUCCAGAGCUCAUCCAGAGUGGCUUGGACCUGCCAGAUGUUCUGCGUCAGAUCACGCAGGGUGUUCGUUACUUGCACUCUCUGAAGAUUGUGCACCGUGACUUGAAGCCGCAGAAUAUCCUGGUUGCUAUGCCCCGUGGCCGAUCAAUUUCCAAAUCACUGCGACUCCUCAUUUCUGAUUUCGGUCUGUGCAAAAAGCUGGACGACAAUCAAAGCUCCUUCCGAGCCACCACGGCUCACGCGGCGGGCACUUCUGGCUGGCGAGCACCUGAACUCCUUGUCGACGACGACAACGGUCCCUUGUCCCUGGCCUCUCAGCACACGGAAACCUCGGAGCCCGCAGUGGUGGAUCCGCAGACAAACCGUCGAGCCACCCGGGCCAUUGACAUCUUCUCGCUGGGAUGUGUCUUCUACUACGUCUUGACCCAUGGCAGCCACCCAUUCGACAAGAAUGGCAAGUUCAUGCGCGAGGCCAACAUCGUCAAAGGCCAAUUCGAUCUCCAAGAGCUCAACCGUCUCGGUGACUACGCCUUCGAGGCCAAAGAUCUCAUCCGCUCCAUGCUCUCCCUCAAUCCCCGCCAACGACCCGACGCCAGCGCUGUCCUGAUGCAUCCCUUCUUCUGGACCCCGUCCGACCGCCUCAACUUCCUCUGCGAUGUCUCCGAUCACUUCGAGUUCGAAUGCCGUGACCCGCCAUCUGAACACCUGUUGUGUCUUGAGGACGUCGCCCGCGACGUUAUGGGACCGGAAAUGGACUUCCUGCGCGCUCUACCGCGCGACUUCAAAGACAACCUCGGCAAACAGCGCAAGUACACUGGCUCUCGCAUGCUGGAUCUGCUCCGUGCCCUUCGCAACAAACGCAAUCAUUACAAUGAUAUGCCGGAGCAUCUCAAGACUCAUAUUGGGGGUUUGCCUGAGGGUUAUCUGAUCUUUUGGACGGUCAAGUUCCCCAGCUUGCUGAUGAGCUGUCAUGAGGUCAUUGUUGAGUUGGGAUUGACUCGUAUUGAUCGGUUCCAGAGGUACUUUGUACCACCGGAAUAG